Daldinia loculata is the source of this 626-nucleotide messenger RNA. RefSeq lists its product as uncharacterized. The coding region runs from base 310 to 534 and encodes 74 amino acids. NCBI's taxonomy places the organism in Eukaryota, Fungi, Ascomycota, Sordariomycetes, Xylariales, Hypoxylaceae. The transcript has a single exon. The record is from RefSeq and is a predicted model, not a curated record.
AUUCUUCCCCGCCAAAAUCUUUGCCUAUCGCCCGCAUAAAGUACCAGGAUAUAUUUCAAAAAUCUGGAGAUAUUCCGCAUGUGCUUGCGAAUCCGGGACUACAUCCGUUUCUCCCGUAAGCCUUAAACGCUUAAACACGGAAUUGCAUUUGUUUAUUCCUAACGUUUAGGUUACGUUUCUUUAUUUUCAUGUUCAACUUCCUUAACGUUCCAAUAUUCGUCAGUAUUAUUACAAUCUGGCAAAUGCCCAACUGCCUCGUAACUUUAUGGUAUUAUCAUACCCGGCAGCAGAUAUUAUACCUAGCAGUGGAUGGUAAUUCUUGCUCUCUCUACAAUUUUCUCUACAAUUUUCUCUACAGUUUUUAGCCCAGUUCGUUAUACAGGACAAGCCUUGCCUACGGACGAAGCGAUCUCCGUCCCGAGGGCUCCCGGAGUCCGAUAUAUUCUUAGUAUCAUACUAACUACGACAUAUUGCUUGGGACCAACUGUGCCGGGGUUAUGUAACCUGUGCCACUUUGUAAUCUAUCAGGAUUAGGUCCGUUAAAUCCGGGGGCUUCCGUUAUACGACGGACGACGAUGGGUGAUUGUAUAAUCAAUCUUAUUACAAAUCACGCAACAACCAAUACC